Molecule: messenger RNA, 4119 nt
Organism: Prorocentrum cordatum
Lineage: Eukaryota; Dinophyceae; Prorocentrales; Prorocentraceae
Source: the annotation of a GenBank genome assembly
AUGCGGUGCGGACCGAUCCUGGCCCUCGCCGCUGGCGGAGGCAUCACGCUGGACAACGCCGCCUACAACUGCGCGCUCGACGUGUGUGCCGGGGCGGGCCAGCUGGACCGCGCGCGCGACCUGAUCAAGGAGAUGAGGUCGCACAGCUCUCUCGACAUCAUCACGUUCAACACCCUGCUGAAGGGCCACUGCAACGCGGGGGACCUGAAAGGCGCUAAGAAGUUGCUGAUCGAAAUGAAGGAGGCGGGGUUGCAGCCGAACGACGUCUCUUUCAACUGCCUCAUCAACGCGGCCGUCACAAGCCGCAGCGGCAAUUUCGACGAGGCCUGGGAGAUCAUCGAUCUUAUGGAGAAGAGUGGUGUGAAGGUCGACCACUACACGAUCUCUAUCAUGAUGAAGUCGCUCAAGAAGGCGAGAAACAACCACGACGUGCAGCGCGCGCUGGCCCUGCUCGACCGCACGGGGACGAUCGAGGUGUGCUCGGACGAGAUCCUGCUGAACACGGUUCUGGAGACGUGCAUCCGCCAUCGCGAGAACACGCGGUUGAAGGCGGUGGUUGCCGCCUACAGGAGAUCCGACAUGAGGCCCUCGGUCCACACCUAUGGCUCGCUCAUCAAGGCGUGCAGCAAUUUGAAAAAGGUGGACCAGUGCCAGGCGUUCUGGCGAGAGAUGGAGGAGGUGCGCGGCAUGGACCCCAACGACAUCGUGCUGGGUUGCAUGCUCGACGCGCUCGUGUGCAACGGAAUGGUGAACGACGCCGUGGUGCUCUUCAACAAGUGGCGCCCCGCGCACGGCCGCCUCGACGGGGCGGGCCGCGACGGCGGGAUCCAGAGCCCCUCUGGCCAGGACUUCGGCCCAGCCUGGGCCGCUGUGCAGCAAGCAGUGCCGCUCGCCCCGACCGUCGACGAUGCGUGGCAAGCCAUCAUCAGUGUCGCUGAGGACGAGUUGAUUGACCGCCGCGGCCUCAAUGAUCACGGUGACCUCUAUAGGGGGCGAGCGACCCCUCCCAGGCUCCGCUGGGUUUGCGCCAGCGUGCCCAAGAUGCCGCGCUACCCCAGGCUGGACAUCCAGACGUGCUGGAUCAAGCAGUGGGCCAUGGUCGCCAAGCACGCCUCCUCCCUGGACGUCAUCGGGGCCCAUGAGCGUGGUCGGCAGCAGAUCAGCCGCCUGCGGCGCGCCUGGUACCGCUACGUCCAGCACGCCGACGGAGGCCAGCAGCAGAGCCGCCUCGGCAACGCGCUUGCCAUCCAGUGCAGCGCCCUCGACUACAUGCCGAGCGCCGCCCUCCGCGCUGUCGCGAUGCUGGUGGACGAGGUGGGCGACAUGCUCGUCGCCGCCGCGAUCAGGCGGGCCAAGGCCAGGUUCGGCGAUUGGAUCGAGCAGCAGGCCUUGCUCGGAGGCAGUGCGCUGCACGCCUUCACUAAGGAGCCCAUGCAGUGGCAUCCAAGCUCCGCGUGCGACGACGGCGGCAGCGGGGCGGAGGGCAACCCCGUUCCGACGCCAGCGGGCCAGAUGCAGGCGGUGCAGCUCCUCGUCGAGGACCUCGAGGGCAGGCUGGCCGCGUCUACCAAGGCGCGCGCGGCUCGAGGAGCUCGCAACCUGGGCGUGGACUUCGCCGUCGGCACCAAGAUGCCCAGGAACGUGCGCAAGAGGCGGCUCAAGCAGGCCUCGCGGCGAGUGCCGAGGCUUCGCCGCCCCCUCGGUCCCGCGCGUCGCCGCAGGAUCGCAGCCCGCGUGGCAGGGCUGGAGGCCAGCUACGCGCGCGGGGUGUGCUGCACGGGCCUAAGCGACGUCGAGCUUCAGCAGGCCAGAACCAUGGCCGUGAAGGCCAUCGAGCUGCGGCCCGCGGGUAAGAGCGCCACCGCGGUCCUGGCCCUCAUCGGAGCCGACUGCGACCCCAUCGUCAAGGCCACGCUCGACCCCAUCAGCACGCUGCACCGAGCCGUCUGGGAGCAGUGGCUGCCCAAGAAGGCGCUGGAUACGGCCUUUGCAGCUGCGGUCCGCCACGUCGGCCUGAGGAGUCAGGCCCGCGGGCCAAUCUCCGCAGCCGUCCUAUCCCUGCGGCGCGUCGGAUGGCAGUGCGAGCAGCUGGACAAGUGGACCUCCGACGCGGGCGACGUCCACUGCAUCGGCGACACCAGCCCGUGGCUGACCAAGAAGCUCCUUCGGCGCAGCUGCGAGGACUGGCAGGCCCGCCAGCUGAGCGAGCACGACGCCCCAUGGCUGGCCGUCGGCGUUAACUUCGGGCAGCUGCGGAAGUGGGUCGACCGAGGACGGCCCUCAUCGACGGUGGGCAGGAGCUGGCCCACCGCCACCAACGAGGAGCGCGGCUACCUCAGGUCGUGCAUCGUGAACGGCCAGUGGACCAACGUCAGGAAGUUCGGCAACAACCCGAGGUAUGCCUCCUCGGACUUCUGCGAGCCCUGCCCAGGGCAGCGGGGCGACAUCUGGCACAGGCAUCUCGAGUGCCAGGCCCUCACUCGUCUACCUGAUGGAGGAGAUUUGCCGCGGGAGAUGGCGCUCCUGCUGGCGCAGCGCGACAACCAGGUGAUCAGGAUGCUCGUCGAGAGGCUGCUCUUCCCGAUCCCCUGGCUGCAGUGGCGGCCACCUGCAGGCGGCUUCCUGGACCAUCUGCGCUGGUGCUGCGGCGAGCCAGGCGAGCCCUUCUGCGGCCAGUCCCUGUACUGCGACGGCGCUCUGCACGGCGCCGCACUUGCUGGUGGGCGGGGCGCCCAAGGCGCAGCGGCGGUGGUCGAGCUGCCGCCCGUCAGCGACAGCACCGACCCAGGGCCUGGCAGCAGGACCAAGGCGCUUGGUUCGCCGCUCGUCGGCCCGUGGCAGAGCAUCGAGGGCUCGGAGCUGCUGUCGGUGCUCAUCGUGCUGCGGCACUCCAUCCCGCCCAUUGUCCUGCACUGCGACGCCAGCUUCGUGGUGGACGGCCUCAACCUUAGAGGUGCUGAGCGCACCACCAUCGCGUCCUCCGCGUGGGGGCACCUGUGGCGGCUGGCGCGGGCGGCCCUCGACGAUUUCGGCGGCCUCUCGGACCACGGCCUCGCGGUGGUCAAGGUGCCUGGCCACGCGACCCUUCGCCAAGUUCGGGAGGGCGCCAUCACGCUCAAGCAGAGGCGCGGCAACUACGAGGCGGACCUCGUGGCAGGUGGCAUCGCCGCGGCGCUCGGACCCCUUCCCGAGGCGAGUUUGAGAAGCAAGCAGGCUGUCGUCAUUGUGGACGGUGUUGCGCGCUGGCUGGCCAAGGCCGGCACGCCAGCGGGGGCCGCCAGGGACGACAGCGCUCAAGGCUACGCGCAGCGCGACCUCGGCAACCGCAUCGGCCUCAGCCUCACGAGCCAUGUCUUCGCGACGCAGGCCGACGGCUCGUGGCACUGCCAGGCGUGCCUCAAGACGGCGCGCACCGAGAAGUCCAAGCAGGUGCUCUUCAGGGGCCCGUGCAAGCCCAAGGCGGUGGCCUCAGGGGCCAGGCGGGCCCCCGCCUCCAGCGCUGCUGCGGGUGCUGCGUUGGCGGCCGCCGCCAUUACGGCUGCCACUGCUGGGGGACACGGUGGAGGUGGCAGCGCCGAGGGCGGCGGCGGCGACCCCAGCAGCACCGCCGCCGCGAGCGGCCCCGCCCGCCGAGAGCGCCAGCCCUCGAGUGCCGCCGACCUCCUCAUGGCUGCAUCGAGGGAGCGCAGGGCGAACCGUUCUCGCGCUGGCGCCGUCGGAGGCAGCGGCGACAGGUCGCGGUCCCCUCGUGAGCGUGCAGUGCGCAGCGUCGCCAGUGCGCCGUUGGUUCCCGCCGAGGUGUCUGCCGAACGGGCGGGUCCCUCGGCUCCCGCUGAGCCGCCCGCUCUGUCCGCUGAGCAUGACGAGCUCGGGCAUGUGCUGCAGCGGUGCCACGGCUACGUCGUCUGCAACAGGUGCAACGCGUACGCACGUGAGCGCCUUGGCUCCUUCAAGGCGCUCUCGGGCAUGUGCGUCCCAGGCGAAGGAGAUGCAGGCCGCAUCCGCCGCCUCAGGGGCGACAGAAUUCGCCGAGGGGUGCACCCGACCAGUGGUGCGCACCUCCCCGACGCUGCAGCUGGAGAGGUGGCUGGCCUCUCGAGCUCGGUGGCCUCUGCGUAG